This is a messenger RNA of Trichoplusia ni (cabbage looper), 1821 nucleotides long. RefSeq lists its product as uncharacterized. NCBI's taxonomy places the organism in Eukaryota, Metazoa, Arthropoda, Insecta, Lepidoptera, Noctuidae. Bases 588 to 1532 code for a protein of 314 amino acids. Gene Ontology annotation, molecular function: carbohydrate binding. The transcript has 5 exons. The record is from RefSeq and is a predicted model, not a curated record.
AGUUCCCAAUGAAUAAGAAUUUUAACUUUAAAAGAAAAAAUCAUAAUGGUUUCCGAAGCAACAUGUUUACAAAUUGAACCUUCCUAAUGUUGAAUACCGUAACACAAAUGUUUAAUAAGAAUCUUAUUGGAAAGACACUUUGCUUAACUGAAACUAAAGUUUGCAUUUUGGUAUUUUGGAAGCUUUAAAAUCAUUUCUUUGUAUUUAUUCUAAGGGGAACCUUUGUAGAAAUAAUUUGCACACGUCUUGGAGUAUAUUAUUCUGCAUGCUGUAUCUGUGAUGAAUUAAAAGAAGGCCGUAUGUAACAAUGCAGGAUAAAGACACGAACUUACGAUCCUAUCCGCCAAAGAAGAAGCGAACAGAAAAAUAAACAAAAAGAAAGAAUUAUUAAGAAGGCAGACUUUGCGUCAUCUUGGCAUAUGUCAACGUAUAACCAUAAAAAUUCUCUAAGCAUUCACAUAACUUCACUUAAAAAUAGUGUGAUGUAUAAAUUUGUUGUUCAAAAUGUCCAUAUACACAUCUGGGCCUGACUUAGCGCGGACUGGGGCAGACAUUUAUAAAUAUUUAAUAAACUAUAUUUGGUUAAAAUGCCCGUGUUUACGGCUAACAUACCCUGUGCUCUCAAAGUCGGCGAUAGAAUUGAAAUCGGUGGUAAAAUUAAGGAGAAUGCACGCAAAAUGUCGGUGAACUUAUGCGCUCAGGAAGGAGAAGAACCCCGCGAUGUUGUGCUGCAUUUUGACGUGAGGUUCCAUCGAGACAACAUCAUAUCCUUGUCGCGGAAGAACGGCAUCUGGAUCGGCAGUGGGAACUAUGAUACCAACUAUAAUAUGUUUGUGCCAGGCACAAUAUUUCGUAUAAUAUUCGAGAUCAAGGACACGGAUGUGAUCACGAUCUACUGCCAGGGCAAGUUCCACUCCAACUUCCUGCCGAAGAUACCCCUCACGAUGGCGCGGUACAUAGUCGCGUGGGCCGACGUCGAGAGAGUCACGCAUUGCUACUUCCAUUUCGCCAAUAAGGCAGUCGGCGGAGACGAAGCAGUCGGUAUACCGAGUUCCUUCUCGCCGCAGUCACCGCGCCCCACAAUGCUCGCGGGAGAUAUCAAAAGAUGUCAAAGGAUACACAAGAAAUCGGCGCCUGGUUCACCUCAGUUGCACUCGUCAAACGAGAGUUCGGACGAUGAAAAGCCUCGUCCGAAAAACGAUGGGCGAGCAGACCGGUACUUCUACGACACACUUAUGUGCCAGCCGCCAGAACAUCCCAAAUUCGGAUCUCCUGAAUCUAUGAAAAGGAGAGACCCUAGUUUAGCUAGAAGUAAAAUAGAAUACAGUAGGAAAUAUAGAGAAGUAUCUGAUACGGAGAAGAAUGAUAGUGAAGACUAUUCUGAGGACCCCUCGAAGAAUAUGGACUCGUCCGUCGUCGAGUCAGAUGAUGUACUGCAAGAGUUGGGCAUUAAGAAACGGAAUAGGAGAGGCAAAUUCGCUCCCUUCGCACAAGUCGUAAAUUUUAUGGGGAAGACGACCAGGAGAAAUUAGUGUUGUGCUACGGUGAUCGAUUAUUUUACAACUGGUAGUCCGGUUUAGUCGAUUUUAUGUGUUUAUUUUUUUUUGUAGAUUUUGUUUGUAUUUGUAAUAGUGGUGUCCUUUUUGGAACGAUGGGGCAGUUUCGCAGUUUGUUUUAUUUUUUUUAGUAUUGUUACAAGGCUAGAUAAUUAUGGUUGUCGUCUUUAUGAAGUAAUGUGACAUCAAGAUAAACUUGUAAUAUUAAAUAACCUAUUUGGUUAAAAAAUAAUAAUUUGUAACAGUGUUUUAAUAAAAUUUCAAA